Messenger RNA from Clunio marinus, 2024 nucleotides. NCBI's taxonomy places the organism in Eukaryota, Metazoa, Arthropoda, Insecta, Diptera, Chironomidae. The record is from the annotation of a GenBank genome assembly.
UUUUCGGCUUGUAAAAAUAUUUAAAUUAUUUAAUAAAUUACCUACAGAAAUUUAUGUUGGUAAAGUGGAAUAACAGAAGGAACGAAAUGUCGAACCAGGACAGGAAUUAAAUAUGUGUCUCUAGUGAAAUCUUUCUCUUGGCAUUCGAAUGGCUGUUACUAUUAAUGGCUGUCUAUUAUGUUGCUAGCAAAUUAUCAUUUGUUGCUUGCAGAACUCGUUGCAUAAGUGAAAGAAGGAGAAGAAAAUAUUUCAACGACGAUGACAAUUUAGAAUCAACACAAAAGAAUGAAACUAAUUGGAAAGAAGACGAGCUGAUUAAAACUUGUUUGACGAAUCCGAACAUCUUUAUAAGAUCUCUCGGCCAUGUAUCUGAAGCAAACAGCAAAAAUGAAGCAGACGAGACAGAGCGAGUAAACAAAAUUACGCAGAAUGAUUCAGCAUCAAGCGUGACCUUCAACGGAAUCGUGACGGAUAUCAACGGGAUGGUUUUAAGUGGACCAUUGGAGAUUUUAAUGACUUUAUUGAUUCCCCAAGACUCGACGGACAUCGAUCAAAAUUUCGUUUUCUCGUUUUUGCUGUCGAGUAGAAUUUUUCUGCAGCCACAUGAAUUGUUGGGUAAACUUAUCAAGUCAGUGCCUGAGAAUGAUGAAUCACUGGAGCGUUUGGUGGUCAUGAUGGACGAAUGGACAAGGUGGUUUCCUUAUGAUUUCCGAGGAGAAGAAAUUAUGACGCUCAUUAAACAUAUCGCCGCGAGAUGUGGUUCGAAUACACUAUUAGGUGAUCGAAUGUCUGAUAUUUUGAGUGCCUUGCUAAUCAAAUUGACGGAUUUGAGUCAACAUGAAGAAGAAAUGAAGUCAUUCAAGAGGCCAUUGAGUGAGGAAGUUGUUGUUUGGCCAACUUCAUCAAAGCUUGCUCAACUUUUAUGUCAUUUCGAGAAGAGAUUUGCAAAACAUAUCGGACCGGAAGAGUUUGUUCAAUGCAGUUCGAAUCUCAUAAAACAACAAUCUUUGCAGCAAUCAAAUUACGAUGUUCCAUCAUCUACCUCAGCAUCGUCAUCAUCACAAGUCCAACUACCGGAUUUAAAAAAGAAAACUUGCAAUUUAGAAAACUAUUUCGAUUGGUCAAACCGUUUGCGGGUGCUAGUGGCUAAUGAAAUAUUGCAGUGUACUAACGAAACGGAUCGAACGAAGAGAAUAGAAUUAUGGAGUAGCGUAGCACAGCACUGUCUGCUUGUCGGAAACUAUAAUUCAGCGACAUCAAUACUUGAGCCGAUUUGUCGUCUACAGACAAUGAUCAUCACACCAAAUUCAUCACCACCACCCACACAACGCAACCACUCUGAAUCAUCCAUCACUAAAGUUCACCAAAAACCCAAAUCUGAAUGGGUUGUUCUGCCAGUCUUCGUAGAUAUUGUUAAAUUGGCUUUAAAAGCUCGAGAAGAUUGUAGCACAAGAAUGCCAAAUGGUUCAAUAAAUUUCUGCGCUUUUAAUGAAUUAGCUGCCAUUGUUUCCGCUUUCACAAUUCACAUGUCAAAUGUGCCUGUUUCACCAGCAGGAUGCAGUGGUGAAUACAGUUACCUUGUUAAUCACAUUUUAACAUGUACAUUGAGAGACGAGAAUGAGUUAUUUGCAGCAUUUGAAAAGGAAGCAUCUAAAAUAGAAUCGUAUUACGAUGUUCCUUGAACAUAGACGUUUGAAAGUGGGAGAGACCAUAGAAGAAAGUAAAUAAAUAUGAAACCAUAAAUUUAUCUCAAUGCUGUAAAUUUAAGUGGAACAACUUUAUUCAUCGUAAGAAAAAAAAAGCAUUAAUUUUGUGUAUUUUAUGUGAAAACUGCAAAGCCCGUAAAGCAUUGUUGAUUGUAGAAAAUAAACCAUUUCUAAGUCAUCCAAUUAUAAGAAAAAUAUUCCAUGUUUAUUUAUCUUUAUAAAUACAAAUAAGGACUGAACAUUUUUAUAUCGAUUCGAUUUAUGGAAAGCGAAAAAAUAUAAAUAAGAACACAUUUAAAUAAUAAAUCUGAAUUUAUG